CGAGCGGUGUGUAACUGUACGUGACAAGACGACGCAUACAUUUUCUGUUUUGUAUUCAAAGCGGUAAAUGAAGAAGAUAGUGUCACGAAAACAUCUAAACGCCUCUUGACUUGUAUUGCCUGUAUCUCCUCAACUUUCCAGAUAAGAGCUAAGGAAUUGCGUGCACAAAAUCACAAACUUUGUGUGUCGCCGACUUUACUGAAUCACUGGCAUUCCACAAAAGUGGGAAUUCAAAAGACUAGAGCUGUAAAAGCUCUUAUGUUUUUACGAGAAGUUUUUGGACUGAUUUGAAGCGCGAGCGAUUUUAAGGAAUGUAACGAUAACAUUUCAAAAUACACUGCCUGAAAGUCACAAAAUAGCUACACGGAGAAAAUCACCGAGAGAGUCAUAGAGUACCGAAUAAGGUUGCCUGCAAAUGGGCCUUACUAUGAGAAUUAUGGAAACUAAACUCCUCCUGUUUCUGUUGGCUUCCUUUGUAUUUCAAUUGGCCUGCACACAUCGGUCCGCUCCCAGAGUGCACCUGGAUUUUAAAGAACUCAUGGACACUCGGACAGCAAGACCAUUCAGUUUCUCUUUCAACACCAGUGACUACCGGAUCUUGCAUGUGGAUCAGGAUCAAGGCCGGCUUUACCUGGGAAGCCGCGAGUAUCUGGUCUCUCUGGACAUGCAAAAUAUCAACAAAGAGCCUCUCAUUAUCCAUUGGCCUGCUCCUGCUCAAAGGAAGGGAGAGUGUCAGAUGACUGGGAAAGGCAGGCAUGGAGAGUGUGCUAAUUUUGUGCGCCUGAUUGAGCCGUGGAACAGGACUCACCUGUACACCUGUGGGACGGGAGCUUAUAAACCCAUCUGCACCUUCAUCAACAGAGGCUGGAAAGCUGAGGACUACCUUUUCAGGCUGGUUCCAGGUCUUGUGGACUCUGGAAGGGGAAAAUGCUCUUAUGAUCCAAACCAGGAAAAUGUUGCAGCACUGAUUAAUGGAAACCUGUACGCUGGAGUGGCUGUGGACUUCAUGAGUACUGAUCCAGGCAUCUAUAGAACCAUGGGAAGCCGGCCAGCUGUGAGAUCGGAGCAGUAUGACUCAAAAUGGCUUAAUGAACCUGUGUUUAUUCAGAUGAAACAGAUCCCUGACAGCUCAGAGAGGAACGAUGACAAACUCUAUUUCUUCUUCCGUGAGAAGAGUCUGGAUUCUGGUGGAGGAGGUAGUCCAAGUGUGGUGGCUAGAGUCGGCCGUGUGUGCCUGAAUGAUGAAGGGGGUCAGAAGUCUCUGGUGAACAAAUGGACGACAUUUCUGAAGGCUAGGCUGGUGUGCUCUGUAAUGGGAAAUGAUGGGGUGGAAACCUUUUUUGAUGAAUUGAGGGACGUAUUUAUCCAAUCCACUCAGGAUGAACGAAACCCUGUGGUAUAUGCCGUCUUCUCAACUGCUGGCUCUGUGUUUAAAGGCUCGGCCGUGUGUGUGUACUCAAUGGCAGACAUUCGAAACGUCUUUAAUGGCCCUUUCGCACAUAAACAUGGACACAACUACCAGUGGACUACAUACACAGGAAAGAUUCCCUAUCCACGGCCUGGAACAUGUACAGGAGGCACAUUCACGCCAGGUCUUCAGUCAACAAAAGAGUUCUCAGAUGAAGUGGUGAACUUCAUUCGUGGACAUCCACUCAUGUACCACCCUGUGUAUCCCAUUCAAAAGCGCCCUCUGGUGGUGCGCUCAGGUGUAGACUAUCGUUUUACUACUAUUGCAGUGGAUCAGGUGGAUGCAGUGGAUGGCCGAUAUGAGGUUCUUUUCCUGGGAACUGAUCGUGGCACAGUCCAAAAAGUGAUAGUCCUGCCCAAAGAUCCCACCACAAUGGAAGAGCUCACUUUAGAGGAAGUGGAAGUUUUCAGGACCCCCGCUGCUGUCAAAACUAUGCAGAUGUCAGCCAAAAGGCAACAAUUGUACGUAUCCUCAGAAGCAGGUCUUACCCAGAUGUCUCUGCAUCGCUGUGGGGUGUAUGGAAUGGCCUGUUCAGACUGCUGCCUGGCCAGAGACCCGUACUGUGCCUGGGAUGGUGAAAACUGCUCCGCCUUUACACAAGCCACGAAAAGGAGAAGCAGAAGACAGGAUGUGAAACAUGGAGACCCUUUGCGUCAGUGCCGGGGCUACAAUGCCAAAGUGGAAAGGAGACUGAAAGAGAAAGUGCAGUUUGGUGUGGAGGGUAGCAGCACGUUUUUGGAGUGUUCGCCACGCUCUCCACAGGCCUCUAUUAAAUGGCUCUACCAGAAGGAGGGAAGACGAAAAGUGCUGAAUCGAGAAGGGGAGAUUUUUAAGACACAGCAGGGCGUUCUUCUGAAAUCUCUCACCAAAGCAGAUGCAGGACUUUACCACUGUCUGGCCACGGAAAACAACUUCAAACACACGCUGACUCGUGUCUCCCUGCGUAUCCUGGACCGGGACAUCGCAGUAGCCCUCACCACCCCUGAUGAAGAAGAGGAGACAACAAGGAGCCAACACAAAGACCAUCAACAGAGUACUGCAACUCCUACACCAGCGCUCUUGCUUGAGCCUGAAAUGCGUCUGAUUCAACAGUACUGCCAGUCAUACUGGAAGCAGCUGAGGGCUGAGGGGAACUCCAAGGGUUAUUUCCCUAAACGCACAAGCCGCAGAGACAUAGAAGCACAGAAGGCUAGUGGAGGGUGACAAUGAGAGGAAAUGAGAGUUGUUAUCUGACCAUUCCCUUAUUCCUAUGUGGUUAAAGAGAUAGAUUGCCCAGAAAUGAAAAUUCUGUCUUAAUUUAUUCACUCUCAUGUUCAUGUUAGGCAGAAUGUGCACUUCCAUUGUGCAAUAAGAAGGUGAGUAAAUAAUGACACUAGAGUUUUACUUUUUGGGUGAAGUAUCCCUUUAAUUCAUGUAUGUGCUCAUGCAUUCACUGUUCAUUCAUUCACCAAAGUUACAGUAAGUGCCCAUUCCUCCAUUGUUCUGGGAUUCUUGUGGGUGGUGAUUUGAUUCUUUAAAGCAUUUUUCAGUUGCCACAGUGAUUUGACUACAUUUCAGUAUUAUGCCAAGGUGUAAACUUCUACUUGCCUCAGAAGUCAAAUUAUGUAAAUGACUUUCAAAAUACAUUAAUUACAUAUUGCCUUUAAUGUAAAUGUAUUUAAAGACCCCAUGAAAUAUCUUGCUGGCACUGUUUUCUUUCCUGUUUUCACAGUGUCUGUUGCUAUAUCUAAGGCUGCGUUUGGCUUUAGUGCACGUCACAGCAUGUAUCAUGAUUUGCUAUUGCUAGUUAGUUGUUGGUUGUAUUAGGAGGAGGGACUGUGUAGUGCAAUAUGAGUCAGCAAUAUUUUUUUAUAUAUCUUUUUUUUUUGUUUUCCCAGAACAAAUUUCUUUUGUUUUAUUAGAUUUCUUCUUAGUUUAAGUUUUAAAUGUAUAUCUGCAAAAAAAUACAUAAAUACAAAAUAAUAAUAAAAAUAUUAAAAACAAAUUUGUCAACUUUUAAGUGCAUACACUACAGCAUAUACAGCAAAUCUCUUCAAAGCUAAAAGAAAUGGACUAUAAACAACAAAUCUUUUGAUUUCAUGGGGUCUUUAAGGUAAAAUCAAAAAUAAACCAUAAAGCACCUUUAAAGAGGAUAGUACUUCAUACGCUUAAAAAAACGUUGCAUUAUCCUAUAAGAUCUCUGCUACUACUUUGUUAAAUUACUCAAUCACUGGGCCAGUGCAAUUUCUAAUGUUCCACCUGGAUUAUGAAAUUAUAAUAGUAAUGUAUUUAUGUAUGUUUAAUAGUAAUAUAUGUAUGCAUUCCAUUACCUUUUUCGGUUAAUAAUGGCACCAAAAACAUUUUGCAAGAGCACUAUUGCCUUCAUGUAUUUGUGACUGUGGCUGUUUCUCACCAUUUGUAAUCUCUAUUUAUUUGAAGUUGUAUAUAUUUUAUGGGAUGAUCCUUGCUGCUAGAGGAUCCUGAAUAGGGGA
Messenger RNA from Xyrauchen texanus (razorback sucker), 3939 nucleotides. It is a transcript of the gene sema3ga, whose product is annotated as sema domain, immunoglobulin domain (Ig), short basic domain, secreted, (semaphorin) 3Ga. The record is from RefSeq and is a predicted model, not a curated record. NCBI's taxonomy places the organism in Eukaryota, Metazoa, Chordata, Actinopteri, Cypriniformes, Catostomidae. The transcript is spliced from 18 exons. Gene Ontology annotation, molecular function: semaphorin receptor binding; chemorepellent activity. Bases 416 to 2671 code for a protein of 751 amino acids. Gene Ontology annotation, biological process: neural crest cell migration; positive regulation of cell migration; axon guidance.